This is a messenger RNA of Otolemur garnettii (small-eared galago), 1071 nucleotides long. RefSeq names its product D-amino acid oxidase (gene DAO). Lineage: Eukaryota; Metazoa; Chordata; Mammalia; Primates; Galagidae. The transcript has 9 exons. The record is from RefSeq and is a predicted model, not a curated record. Gene Ontology annotation, molecular function: D-amino-acid oxidase activity; FAD binding.
GCUGGCACAAUGCGCGUUGUGGUUAUUGGAGCUGGAGUCAUUGGGCUGUCCACGGCCCUCUGCAUCCACGAGCACUACCACUCAGUCCUGCAGCCACUGGACAUGAAGAUCUAUGCAGAUCGCUUUACCCCACUCACCACCACUGAUGUAGCUGCUGGCUUCUAUCAGCCUUACCUCUCUGAUCCCAGAAAUCCACUGGAGGCGGACUGGAACAAACAGACCUUUGACUAUCUCCUGAGCCACCUCCAUUCUCCCAAUGCUGAAAAAAUGGGCCUGUCCCUAAUCUCAGGCUACAACCUCUUCCGUGAAGCUUUUCCGGUGAGUAUUGACCCACAGGACAACAUUGCUCCCACCUCUAUUUGACAGCCUUCUGAUCUAGCUCUGAUUCUGCCUUUUGCCUGCUGUGAUUCUAGCUAUGGCUGGUUCAACACAAGCCUAAUUCUGGAGGGAAAGACCUAUCUGCAGUGGCUGACCAAAAGGUUAAUUGAGAAGGGAGUAAAAUUCUUCCAGCGGAAGGUGGAGUCUUUUGAGGAGGUGGCAAGAGGAGGUGCGGAUGUGAUUGUUAACUGCACUGGGGUGUGGGCAGGGGCCCUGCAACCAGACCCCCUGCUGCAGCCAGGCCGGGGGCAGAUCAUUAAGGUAGAUGCUCCUUGGAUGAAACACUUCAUUAUUACCCAUGAACCAGAGCAUGGCAUCUACACGUCCCCAUACAUCAUCCCAGGGGCCCGGACAACUACUCUUGGAGGCAUCUUCCAGCUCGGGAAUUGGAGUGAACUAAACAAUAUCCAGGACCACAACACCAUUUGGGAAGGCUGCUGCAGACUGGACCCCACGUUAAAGGAUGCAAGAAUUGUUAGUGAAUUUACUGGCUUGAGGCCAGUACGCCCCCAGAUUCGGCUAGAAAGAGAACAACUUCGCAUUGGACCUUCAAACACAGAGGUCAUCCACAACUACGGCCAUGGAGGCUACGGGCUCACCAUCCACUGGGGCUGUGCCCUGGAAGCAGCCAAGCUCUUUGGGAAGAUCCUGGAAGAAAAGAAGUUGUCCAGGGUGCUACCAUCCCACCUCUGA